UGCCGUGCGGUGUCUCUUUGCCGUGAGGCAGUGACAGCAAAGAAGGCAGUUUGCUGUGAAGCUAGGUUUGCCGAAAGUGACUCUCGGCGUUGUUUUCUUUGCCGAGUGUCCGUGUUUUGGCACUCGGCAAAGAGCAUGACACCCAGCGUCAGAAUUCCAGUAGUGCAGUAUCCCGUCGGGGUGUGAGAGGCCAUAUACAAGUCAUCGUUGCAGAAGGCAAUGUCCGUGAACGUAGUGUACAAAGCUGAUAUGGUCCACCUGCUGCUAUUGCGGCAACCAACUUGGCAUAGUGCAAUGUUGGACAAAUCGCCGGUUGGCAGCGAGGGUGCAGCCUCUAGAAGAGCUAGAGGCAUCGGAGAAGAUGAUCUUAACGAUCUGGUUACUCAGUGAGCGUACCGCGACGUCGGCGCCGGAAAAGAGGUUUUUUUUUUCGAAUAUGGCACAGGAAAAGAGGUUCACGAGCACAGUCUCCUGGUCAUCGCGCGCCGCAACCCAGCCGCUGUCGUGCGAGUCGACCAAGCACUUGUCCUCCGCCUUGCUCGGGACUGGAGGCGCAGGAUCCACGCGUCGUCGGGCCCACACAGGUGCUUCGUCCUGCUGCUGGACGAGUACGAACCGCAGGGGGUGCUUCGUCCGGCGCGGCGAGAGGAGCAGCGCCGCGGCCUGCAGACGGCGGCGAGGCGCACGCGGUCGCGCGGGGAGGCGAGCCUGAGGUGGAUAUUGUCGAGCAGGUCGUCCGGGAGGUCGGAGUCGGACCACCGCGCUGUUGAAGACUUGGUACCACGGUGGCCAUCGCCGGAGGCGUUCGUCCGUGUCGUCCACAUCUCGUAAUUAUGUUAGUAUAUACGUGUCUGUGUCUGCAUCAAUCACGCGUGGUGACAGGUAAAAGUGGCAGAAGCCGGAUCCGUAUUCUAAUCUAAGUCUUGUCAAGGUCGGUUCAUUGGAUCUGGAUUGGAGUUGGAGGGCACAUAUUUGAUGCAGCGUGACUUGUCUGCUCUGUACCCCCGCGCGCCUUCUUCCUCCGCCGCGUUAGCUAGGGUUACGUACAUGACGCAGGGUAAGUGGAGGCGAGUUGUAUGGAAACAUCGCGGCAAGGCAAGAGACGACGCGUCGGCCAGGCCGCCGGAGGUGGAGGAGCCGGUGGUGGGCGAGAGCUUCGAGUUCGCCUUCAACAACGAGGCCUUUUCCGACAGGGUGCUGAAGGUAGAGGUCGUCGGCAGUGAAGAUGCUGCCGGCUUUCUGAUAAGCUUUUUGCUUCUUAGCUUUUUCUCAAAUGGCAUGAAAGAGUCUGAUCAGAGGCAAGCAACACUUACAAUUGGAGAUUCAGAGGAAAAGGCCUUCAUGGAGCUUUUAAUCUUUAUGUAUAGUGGGAAGUUGACACCAACAACUGAGCCUACUCUUCUACUUGAUAUCUUGAUGAUCGCUGACAAAUUUGAGGUCAUUUCUUGCAUGAAGCUUUGCAGUCAGCGGCUGCUAGACCUGCCUAUGACCCCAGAAUCGGCAGUGAGGUGCCUAAAUGUGCCAUGUUCCAUUUCAAUGGCAGCUGCCCUCAAAGAGGCAGCCAAGCAAUUCCUUGCAGAAAGGUACAAGGAGCUCCUGUCAACAAACUUCCAAGAUGAACUAAUGAGGGUCCCUCUUGCUGGGAUUCAGGCCAUCUUAUCAAGGAAUCGCCUUGGGGCUGCAUCGGAAGAAUCCAUUUAUGACUUUGUGCUCAGGUGGGCACGUUCACGGUACCCAAAUUCGGAAGUAAGGGACAAGAUUUUGAGUUCACGUUUACUUCCACUGGUGCCAUGGGUGCUCGGGAUGACCGAUGACAUUCAAAUUGAUCAUCCAUCUUGUAUAAUUAACUUCACUAUAAAGCGUGAGAAGUGUUGCAGGCUGGUCCCAUCAGGAUUAAUGCGUUCUCCGUCGUUCCAUUGCGCGGGGCGUGACUUCUUCCUCUCGGCAUGUUGUGUGACGACAGAUCAGUCCCAAUUUUUUAGCCUCGCCAUAAAGAUGUUAGAAGACAAGGGGGCAGUAAGGGGGAAAAUAGAUUAUGAGAUUGGGGCAAAGACAAGACCAUCGCUGAAGUUCGUCACCAAGUACAGGUGCACCACCUCCACCGAUAGUAUGGGACAAGAUGGUUGUUGCGUUCCUUGGUCGGAGUUAAUGGCUGACGACAACCCUUACUUCAUCUACGAUAAACUCCAUCUGCAAAUUCACGUGAAGAUAACACCACUGCCAUAGUAAUGUGUGCAUUAGCUGCUAGCUUGAUGUGCCUUGCUCAAGUCCCAUGUCUGCAUUAGGUGCUCUAGUUAUUUGCUAGCAUUUUCUCUGCUCUCUUUCGGUGACAGAAAUUAAUGUCACAAGUAAAUAUCUAGAAGUUGAUGUUGGAAACUUUCACCAGUCGUAAAGCUGUUACCUCUGCUUGUGUGUUCUGUUAUGCACCGAAGGUGCUGACCACUUAAUGCACACUAUAGUUUUAACCAACUGAUUCAUGAAAGUCAAUGGUCAUACU
Molecule: messenger RNA, 2497 nt
Organism: Triticum aestivum (bread wheat)
Lineage: Eukaryota; Viridiplantae; Streptophyta; Magnoliopsida; Poales; Poaceae
Product: BTB/POZ domain-containing protein POB1
Exons: 4
Coding region: 976-2226 (416 amino acids)
Biological process (GO): response to red light
Cellular component (GO): nucleus
Source: RefSeq, a predicted model, not a curated record